AUGUCAUCAGAACCCUCCACACACACACCGAGCGUGCCUAGCGCGCUGGAGACGGACACGCGAGUGUGUGCGGACGCGAGCGAGCGGCCAGGCCGCGUCCUCAAGGCGUAUCUGCUCCAGAAUGCCCCAGAGUAUCGGGUGCUCGAUGCCUUGCGGCAAAAGGGUUGGGAGAACAAAGCCGGAGACGUCUUCUUCGCGAAACAGAGACAGCAAGCGGACCACGCAGAUGAGAAAACCGUCCACUUCUUCUAUAAGAUGAUGAAGGGCAUUGCCAGCGAUAUGAACCGAGCCACCGGCGCGCUCCGAGUGCACGUAAAAUGGCCCGGCAGGGCGCAGAUCCUAGACUUCUGCGCAGCUCCGGGUGGGUUCCUCGAAACGGCCAUGGCCAUGAAUGCUCGAGCCGAAGCAAUGGGGUUCAGUCUGCCACCCACCCAAGGCGGGCAUAAGAUCAUGAUGCCGCUGGGCCCGGUCGUGACGUUCAAAUACGCGGACGUCACCAUGUUUGCGGGAGACAUGGGCUUCACGGAUAUUCCUCGAGAUCACCCAGAGGCUGAGAGCUUCGACCUGGUGCCCAACAUCCAAGGCGAGCGGCGCUUCCAUCUCGUCUUCUGCGACGGGCAGGUCUUGAGAACCCACGUUCGGGCUGCCUAUCGGGAGCAGUGGGAGGCGCGGCGCCUGUCAGCUACACAGCUCGCCAUUGGGCUCGAACACGUCUCGCUGGGCGGCACCAUGGUGGUCCUCUUACACAAGCUGGAUGCCGUCGACACCGUGCGCCUAAUCUACACGUUUAGCAGGUUCUCUACCAUCCAGCUCUUCAAGCCCACAAGAGCACAUGCCAAGAGGUCUUCCUUCUAUAUGAUUGCCACCAACAUCCAGAGCACCUCGCCGCUCGCACGCGAAGCUGUGGAUUCCUGGAAGCAGAUGUGGCGGGUCAUGACCUUUGGCUCUGAUGAAGAACGGGUGAAGAAAGCAUGGGAGGAUCACAUGGACGAGCAGGUGCUGGUGGAGCAGUUUGGGCCCCAGGUCGUAAGGCUCGGAAGGGAUAUCUGGGAUAUUCAGGCCAGAGCUCUCGAAAAGGCGCCGUUCAUGCAGGCCGGCCAGAAUGGGCAUCGAAAGACCGGUUGA
Molecule: messenger RNA, 1125 nt
Organism: Trichoderma reesei QM6a
Lineage: Eukaryota; Fungi; Ascomycota; Sordariomycetes; Hypocreales; Hypocreaceae
Exons: 2
Coding region: 1-1125 (374 amino acids)
Biological process (GO): methylation
Molecular function (GO): methyltransferase activity
Source: RefSeq, a predicted model, not a curated record